CAAUGGCAGACCACGAGAAUAAAGACAGAAAAGAACGUAGAGAACGGAAAGAGCGAAAAGAAACGGAUGGCCCGAAACCAAAACGAUACAAUCUCACACCCGCAGAGCUUCAGCAGCAACAAUUAGAGAAAUUGUUUAAGAAGAUCGACAAACCAGUCUUCAUCCCAGAACCAUCAAGAGAAAAGUCAUCCAAAGAACCAAAGGAGUUUGUGCGGAACGUUCCAGGUUCAAGUGCGGGUGCUGGCAGUGGAGAUUUCCAUGUGUACAGAGCUCAUCGUCGUCGUGAAUAUGCGCGCCUCAAAGAGAUGGACGAAAGAGAUGAAAAAGAUAAAGAAGAAUAUGAAUACGAAAUGAAAAUUGCACAGCUUAAGGCUGAAGACGAUGAACGAACGGCCAAGAAGCGAGCAAAGAGACAGAAGAGAAAGCAACCUAUAGCCAAGAAGCAGAAAGUAGAAUCAGAGCCGACAAAGACACCAAAGGCACCUAAGGCUGUCAAGUUCUCUUCCGUAACUGCAAAUACAACCACCACAACCACAAUUGCUUCCACUUCCACACAAAACACUACUACCAGCACCAGCACCAACACCAACACCAACACUACCAUAAGCCAAUUAAAUGCAAAUGUCACUAAUACUGAGGAUAAGCAAGAGUCAACAAAAUCAACGGAUGAAGAGGUUGCAGAGCCAAUCGUAGAGUCAUCAACUACCAAGACUGCUGAUAGUGUAGAGCCCAUCGAACAAGAAGAUAAUGUGGAAGGAAAGAUUGAGAUCGAUUCUGAUUCAGAAGCCGAGGAUUGAAAAACGAGAUAAUAAAGACAUUGAUAUGAUAUUCAAAGAACAUUGAGUUUUAUAUGUAUACG
Phycomyces blakesleeanus NRRL 1555(-) is the source of this 859-nucleotide messenger RNA. RefSeq lists its product as hypothetical. Gene Ontology annotation, cellular component: nucleolus. Gene Ontology annotation, biological process: negative regulation of protein kinase activity. The record is from RefSeq and is a predicted model, not a curated record. Gene Ontology annotation, molecular function: protein kinase binding; protein kinase inhibitor activity; double-stranded RNA binding. The transcript is spliced from 3 exons. The annotation marks the transcript as partial. Lineage: Eukaryota; Fungi; Mucoromycota; Mucoromycetes; Mucorales; Phycomycetaceae.